UAUCGAAACGCAUGGACUACCCGCUGGCGAGGAUCCCAAAUGAAAGCUUUAAGAUGGAUUCUGUACAUUGCUAUUGGAGUGGAGCAAGUGGUGAGCAGUCCUUUCCAAAACCCAGGCCCAUAGCAAACACAUUAUCCAGACUGGCUGAGCUGAUGGCUUGUGUGGAGCAUAGACAAGAAGGACAUUCUCCAAAGUCCCAACAGUCCCGUUUUUCCAUCUGUAAAGAUUGCGGUCAAGAAUUCUCAGAUCUCAACAGUUUGUCCUGCCACCAGCAGAGCGAGCAUGCCCUGCAAAAGCCUCAUCGCUGUCAUCACUGUGGCCAGGAAUUUGUUCUUGGGUCUACCUUGCAGCUGCACAGAUGCCUAACCAACCACUCGGUGUGCAAAGUGUGUAGAGGGAGGCCGCAGCAGGGCUCCUCGCGCCCCUCAUUUCUUGCUGAGGCCUCGGGCCCCCAUUAUCUAAAGGAGCAAUCCCACCAUUUGAACCAAAGACUUCACCAUGACAGCAGUCCCUAUGCCUGUGCCCCAUGUGGAAAAGCGUUCAGCCAUAAGCAGGAGCUUCUGUGCCACCAGCAGGCCGGGGGCUGCCAGCCAGCACCACUGAGCCCCAAGGCAUUCGCGACUUCUCCGGCUUUGCUUGCCCUUUCUCCUGAUGAUGCACCCACGCCUUCCUAUGCUUCCCUUCCAGCCUCACCUUCAGAGACCAAAGAGUACCCAUUUACUUGUAGUAACUGCCUGAAAACAUUCCGUACUGUGCAAGGCCUGGCUAGCCAUCAGCGUCUUGUUCAUACAAAUAGUAAGACAAAGAAAAAGAAGACAACUGCGCUUAACCAAAAGUUGAAGUGUUCUUUGUUUCCAUGCCGAUCAUGCGACAGGGUUUUCUCUCAGACCUCUACGCUGUACCUACAUAGGAAAGAAGAGCACAGACGGAAGACUUCGAGGAUGAGACAGCAGAGGAGCUAUGCGAAGUGCACCCGGCAGAGGCAGAAAGGCGAGACGUACCCAUGCUUGCACUGCGGAAAGGUAUUCUUGCACCAUCUCACUCGCUGGGCACAUUUCAAGAGCUAUAGCACCCACUAUCAGACCCACCUUGCAAACAGUGGCAAAAUGGACAAAGUUGGCAGGGCUGCCAAAGACCUCAAAACAGCCAAAGGCCUUAAACUUAAACAUGCCUCAAAACCUUUGAAGGAGUCUAAACUUUUUAAGACUAACAAAAAAGUAAAGAAGCAGCACCUACCUUUGAGGACCAGAAGGCAGGAGUUUGCAGACAAGGAGGCUGCAGAGAUACAAGAUGAAGAUGGAGAGUUCCCUUGCACAUCAUGUGAGGAGGUCUUCAAGACCCAGUCUUCCUUGCAAAAACAUGAAGAGGUUCACCGGUCCUCAUACAGCCCAAACCACUGCAGUGUGUGUACUGCUGGGAUUGCUCUGCCUGCAGUUGUGGAGUCCCCUGUGAAUAGAGUCUAUCACUGUGUCCUUUGUAAAGAGAUAUUUGUAGACCUGGUUACUUUUCUGCAGCACUGUACAACACACCAUUGUGGCAAUGAAGAUGAAAAGGAUGGUGACCAGCUCAGUGAUGAUUGAGAGGAUUCACAGAUUAAUGUCUGGCCAGAAUAACAUAGGAAUUGUGUGUUGCAUGUCUUCCUCCUUUGGCUUCUCCAAAGAGGUAGUUUUGCAUAUUUAGCAGCCUUUGUUGUCUGUGAGAUUUGAGCUUUUACUGCACCUUGAAGAGCCUUCAUAGGUACUGAAACAAGUUCAGUCGCCAAUGAUCUCUUACAAAUGUAAGUGAAAUAAUGCUAAACAAUGUUUCUAAGAAAGAUUAAUGUAUGGUUAUUUGCUGUGAUUCAUCAACACCGUUGAAUGUUAAACUCUUUUGGUAAAACAUACACUGUCAAAUAUCAAUUUCUAUAUUUCUGUUAAAAUACGUUCUCACUGUAUAAGUUACAGACCAUUGUUAAAUACCAGCUAUAUAUUUGUAGAUUUAUUCAAAUGCUGAACCUAAAUCCUGCUGUGUACACUGCUAAAUUUCUCACAGUAUAUUGGUGUAGGACAGUUUGAAUCUACUUUUUGCAUUAACAUCUUUUUAAGACUAAAAUAAAUUUUAUUAGCUCGUUAGCAACUUUCUUGACGUGUUAUUUUUGACACUGGAACAGAACAACUUUGUUGUUAGUACUUAUGUAGACAUGUACACAUAUAGACCACAAAGAAAGGUAUGAUUCAGAGUAUUGUUCUGUUGCCUCAGUUGAUUAUCAUAUUUCCCUGAAAAAGAUGUGCUUAUUCAUUUUCUGUGCAAGCUACCCAAGAGGCCACUGAAACUAGUCUGUUGUAUCAGAUAAAACCACUUGGUUUUUUUCAGACAUGCCUUGAAAUAACAAAUGUUUCGUGAAAAUGGGAGUUUAAGUAGUUCUGUGGCCCUUAUAGCUAAACCAAAAGCACCUUUAGCUAGCACGUUUCACCCCUGUGCCUUAUUAUACUCACCUCAACUAGUGCCUUGUGGUAGCAUGUGUGCUGGGCCUGCAUAUUCCUAAAGCAGCUGAGUUGGAGUGGGAUUUUAAUGUAGAUCAGUACUGCUGUGACAUUACUGUAUUUUACAUUCUCUCUCAACAACAGAAGUCAGAGACAUACAUAUUGUCAAAGACUGUCUAAAGAUGUUUUUGUUCAUUCACAGACUCUCUCCAAAUCUACUGCUAUGUUUCAAGACACAUGGAAAUAUUAUGCAAGCGUUAAAGCCACUGUCAUCGGUAUGUGGGUUUGUGAAGAUUUAUGUUUGAGAUUAUCUCCAUAGUAUGAUAUAAUCUCUUAUUUGUUUAAUUUUUGUUGGGAGAUAAAUACAUGAAUGGAACACAG
Molecule: messenger RNA, 2843 nt
Organism: Colossoma macropomum (tambaqui)
Lineage: Eukaryota; Metazoa; Chordata; Actinopteri; Characiformes; Serrasalmidae
Exons: 2
Coding region: 12-1580 (522 amino acids)
Biological process (GO): regulation of transcription by RNA polymerase II
Cellular component (GO): nucleus
Molecular function (GO): RNA polymerase II transcription regulatory region sequence-specific DNA binding; DNA-binding transcription factor activity, RNA polymerase II-specific
Source: RefSeq, a predicted model, not a curated record